Molecule: messenger RNA, 1260 nt
Organism: Penaeus vannamei (Pacific white shrimp)
Lineage: Eukaryota; Metazoa; Arthropoda; Malacostraca; Decapoda; Penaeidae
Source: RefSeq, a predicted model, not a curated record
AUGAAGGUCUUGAUCAUAAUUACACUGCUCAUAUUUGGAAACCAUGCUGUUCCUGAUGGGUAUGGAGCAACAGGAGGUUUGUCUCGCGAAGGAAGUAUUGCUAGAGGAGGAGGAUUCUCUGGCAGAGGACAAGUCUCAAGUGGAAUAGCAUCAUCUAGUGGAGGAAGAUUUUCUAGUGUAGGAAGAGCCUCUGGCGGAGGAGGAUUCUCAAGUGGAGGCCGAGUUUCCAGUGGAGGCGGAUUCUCCGGUGCGGGAAGAGUCUCUGCUGGAGGAUUAUCUGGAGGAGGAGGAUUUUCUAGUGGAAGAGGAUUCUCGAGUGGUGGAGGAUUCUCGAGUGGUGGAGGAUUUUCUAGUGGAAGAGGAUUCUCGAGUGGUGGAGGAUUUUCUAGUGGAAGAGGAUUCUCAAGUGGUGGAGGAUUUUCUAGUGGUAGUGGAUCUGGAGGUUGUAGCGCAGGAACGGUCCUACAUGUGGAUGGAUCUUGUGUCACCCCCGAAAUUACAAGAAGUGUGUACGUGUACGACGCUCCUGUACAACCCUCAGCUCCAAGUGGGCCACCACCAAGGAUUCCACCGCCAAGGGUUGACCACAAUAUCGUCUUUGUGCGUGCUCCUGAGAGAGGCGCCGGUCCCGAGCCUAUUGUUGUACCACCGCCACAGCAAGAAAAUAUCAUAUACGUGCUCAACAAGAAUGAAGGAGGAGAAGGACAGCGAGUUAUCGAAGUACCAGCUCCUCCUCCUUCUGAACCCGAGGUGUUCUUCGUCAACUAUGCUGAUGGCGAAAAUCCUCAACUCCCAAUUGGCGUGGAUCUUCAAACUGCUCUUCAAGCUGCAGCCAACGGAGGAGGACAAGUCGUCGGUGGCGCUGGAGUUGCUGGAGGAAGUGGAGUUGGACUGGGUAGUAGUGGAGGCUUUGGAGCUAGUAGAGGCUUUGGCGGAACAGGAGGUGGAUUUAGCGGAAGUGGAGGAUUUGGAAAUGUGUUUGGAGGCAGCGGAGCAUUCGCUGGAACAGGAGGGAUUGGUGGAGGAUCAGGAGGAGGUGGUUUUGGCAAUGGAGUAAGUCAAGCGGGUGGAGGAUUUGUUGGUGGCUUCGGAGACAGCGGAGAAGUGGUUUUCGCCGGAGGGUCAGGAGGGAGUCGCCUUAGUGCUCCAACAUCAACUUACAGUGCUCCCUAAAGAGUACGUGGUUCAAUAGUUCUAAACCAAUGUUGCUACUCCUUAAUAGGUUUAAAGUAAGGCAUAUACUAUGUAUAUUGCUUAAUA